Molecule: messenger RNA, 1323 nt
Organism: Lodderomyces margitis
Lineage: Eukaryota; Fungi; Ascomycota; Pichiomycetes; Serinales; Debaryomycetaceae
Gene: MET15
Product: bifunctional cysteine synthase/O-acetylhomoserine aminocarboxypropyltransferase
Exons: 1
Coding region: 1-1323 (440 amino acids)
Biological process (GO): transsulfuration
Molecular function (GO): pyridoxal phosphate binding; transferase activity, transferring alkyl or aryl (other than methyl) groups
Source: RefSeq, a predicted model, not a curated record
AUGCCAUCCCAUUUCGAUACACUUCAAUUGCACGCUGGUCAACCAGUCGAAGCUCCACAUAAAGCCAGAGCCCCACCAAUCUAUGCCACUAGUUCAUAUGUUUUCAACGACUCCAAACAUGGUGCUCAAUUGUUUGGUUUGGAAACCCCUGGAUAUAUAUACUCUAGGAUUAUGAAUCCAACCAACGACGUAUUUGAACAAAGAAUUGCUGCCCUUGAAGGGGGUAUCGGUGCAUUGGCCACAUCGUCCGGUCAAGCUGCUCAGUUAUUGGCCAUUGCUGGUUUAGCACAUUCUGGUGACAACAUUAUUAGUACAUCAUACUUAUACGGAGGUACUUAUAACCAAUUCAAAGUUGCCUUCAAGAGAUUUGGAAUCGAGACUAGGUUUGUCAAUGGUGAUAGCGUUGACGAAUUUGCCAAAUUGAUUGACGACAAGACCAAGGCAAUUUACUUGGAAAGUAUUGGAAACCCAAAGUACAACGUUCCUGACUUUGAAAAGAUUGUUAAAUUAGCUCAUGACCAUGGAAUUCCUGUUGUUGUUGACAAUACCUUUGGUGCAGGUGGAUUCUUGGUUAAUCCUAUUGCACAUGGUGCUGAUAUUGUUGUUCAUUCAGCUACCAAAUGGAUUGGUGGACAUGGUACCACCAUUGCCGGUGUCGUUGUUGACUCUGGUAAAUUUCCAUGGACAAAGUAUCCUGAAAAGUAUCCACAGUUUUCUAAACCUUCUGAAGGUUACCAUGGGUUGAUCUUGAACGAUGCAUUAAAAGAGAGUGCAUAUAUUGGACAUUUAAGAAUUGAGUUGUUGCGUGAUUUAGGCCCAGCUUUGAAUCCAUUCGGAUCCUUUUUGCUUUUGCAAGGUUUGGAAACUUUGAGUUUGAGAGUGGAAAGACAAAGUGAGAAUGCAUUAAAGUUGGCCCAAUGGUUGGAGCUGAACCCGCAUGUUGACUCCGUUUCCUACGUUGGUUUGCCAUCACACGAGUCUCACGAAUUGGCCAAGAAAUACUUUAACAACAAUGCCAAGUUCUUUGGUGGUGCCUUGUCUUUCACAGUCAAGGAUAUAGAAUCCACUUCUUCUGAUCCAUUUGACGAAGCCUCACCCAAGGUUGUUGACAAUUUGAAAAUUGCUUCAAACUUGGCAAACGUGGGUGAUUCCAAGACUUUGGUUAUAGCACCAUAUUUUACUACUCAUCAACAAUUGGAUGAGGAAGAAAAGAAGGCAUCUGGUGUAUCUAAAGGAUUAAUCAGAGUAUCAGUCGGUACUGAGUUUAUAGACGAUAUCAUAAACGAUUUCGACCAAGCUUUUAAGAAGGUGUACGGAAACUAG